Nematolebias whitei (Rio pearlfish) is the source of this 1857-nucleotide messenger RNA. RefSeq lists its product as uncharacterized. The transcript is spliced from 6 exons. The coding region runs from base 149 to 499 and encodes 116 amino acids. The record is from RefSeq and is a predicted model, not a curated record. Lineage: Eukaryota; Metazoa; Chordata; Actinopteri; Cyprinodontiformes; Rivulidae.
AGUGCUCUCGGCUCGCGGCUCUUCAGUCUCCAUAGCUCGGAUCCCGCCCGGUACCAAGCCCGGAAGCCCGAGCGGCUACCCCUCAGUGGACCGAGCGGAACCGGUUCAUGUGUGAGUGCGAUGAGGAGGAGUUUCAGAGUUUGAGGCCAUGGGCUGCACCUCGGCCAAGCAGGUGUCGGCUGUGCCCAACGAUGAGGAGGGACGCGGCAAGGCCUACAGCAAUGGAGACCUCUUCUCUGAUGAAUACAAGAUGAAGGGAGUGGAGGAGGUGAAGUACAUGAGAGGGGAUGAAAAUCGAGUGAACGCACGCAACCAAGAGAACUUGGAGAAGAGUAAUGCGGAGUUCAGAGGCAAACAGCAGAAAGAGGUGGCUACAUCGAACCUCAAGUCGAAUAUUCACACGUCAGAGAGCCAGCAGGAAUUUUUCAGGAUGCUGGAUGAGAAGAUUGAGAAGGGACGAGACUACUGUUCGGAGGAAGAAGAAGAAGAUGGGACAUAGCACACAGGCCCUCAACCCCACCCCACCCCCCCAAGAGAGCCUCAAUGAGUGUGUGAGAGUGUGUGAGUGUGUCGAUGAGCGUGCCUGAAAGAGAAAGCAAGUUUAUAAUGGGGGUGUUGUUUCGAUGGGACACUGAGCUGGUGUGGGUGAAGAUUAUUUUUUUUAAACAUACGGCAAAAUUUGUACUUUUAAGUGCACGUGAAAGAGAGAGAGAAUGGGAUAAAGAACAAUUUCUUCCGAGCCUACAGCCCUCCUCUCUCAGCAUCUCAUCCCUUCAGGCCUCUGAGCAGACAGAUGGAGGUGCUGAGGCAAUGAACGGACAGGCGGAUGAAAAGGCGGGGGAGACGGAGGAGAGAUGACGGGUGCGCACACUUCUUCGCAGGCGGAGUGAAGAACCUGUCAUCGUCAGGGCAAACAGAGCUGUUUCCUUCAGUGGAAUACCUUUGCGACCCUCCGUCAACCUCCCCCCACAGCCAAACACACACUCUCGUCCCCUCUGUGGCCUGAAACUGAUGAACAUGUGACCCCCGCAGACGGACAAAGGCCCAGUGGAGAUCCGUGUCCUGGAGGAAAAGAAUAAGCAGAGGAAAUAUCUACCUCUUCUUGGACCCUCACCGAACACUUUGGCUUAACCACCUAAUCAGGAGAGAAAGGACUGAAAGGGUGAGAGAGAGAGGAGACAAAGGGGGAACGUGGGAUAUUUUAUUAACGAGAAGUAUGAAGUGAGCUGGUAUUUUAGAAACUCUAAACUCCUCCUGCCUUCUGAAGUCAAGAACCGUGUUUGAUUUUUUUUAAUUUUGUGCCACAGCCACUUAUUCAGUUUUUCUUUCCUUUUUAUAAAGAUGUUUCCAGCUCGUUUCAUUCUUGACUUCCAUCGUUGUGUACCACCAUCAUCAUCAUCAGUCAUUUUGAUUCUCAGCGUUAUUUUAAACCAACUACAGCGCCACAAUUCAGAGUGUCUGUGUCUCAACCAAACUCCUUUUCCUUCAAAAUAUCCUCUCUCACACACACAUGUCGAGGACUAUUUAAAUACAGCAACACAAUGCUUUUUUUUGUUGACAUUUUAUUUUCAAAACAGGCAUCUUGGCUUAUUUGUACACAACGGGUAAACGCACGUUAUAAUCUGUUUCACCAGCAGAAUGUCGUGUGCAGCCUAUUAUCUGUUUUUAAUUAAGCGUUCACACAUAAAGAUAUAUAAAUGCACACAUUCAUAAACACUGAAGCUGUAAACAGGGAUGAGCUUAAGGGGAGGAUGAGUGGUUGCCGUGGAGACACAGACCGUUAUUUUUUUUUUUCAUCUUGACAUGAUAUGUCCUGUUGUAUUAUUUUGAGUACUUUUUUCUAUUAAAAAUAAAAAA